UGGGCAGCCUGCGGUUGCAGGGCUCCCCUUGGGUUUGGGGAGACAGGGUAGCGUUCAUGGUUCUCCCUGGUGCCAUUGACUGUUCGACUAGAUCUUUCAGAUCUGGAGGCACAAGCAGCGGGUGACAGAAGAGUGCCCCCUCCCCCCCAGGCGGAUGGGGGUGGGGAGAGGAGAAGGGACUCGGCUAGGGGAAGGAGGCUGGGAGGCAGCUGCAGUGCCGUGAGGGGUGCGUGCGCGUGUGCCAAGCUUGCCCGCCGCCUCCAGGCUCAGUCUGUGCUCUUCGGCGUUUGGGGCACAGGGUCCCAAGGGCCAGGGAGCAGGAGCAGUGCCCCUCGCCUGGCCUUGCCUUCGCAGGGCAUCCGGUCGUCCCCGGGCGGAGCGCACGGGGCGGGGCGCAAGACCCGGGCCGCUCUCCCCGCCCCCUCCCCGCCGCUCGCGCCCAGCCUGGCUCCCUCUCCAUUGAGUUUUCCCAGCGCCAGCGCCCAUCAAUGGUCCUGCUCUGGGAUGCACUCGCAGCUCACGGCCGGAGGGGGGUAGCAGCCGCCGCCUCCAGGUGCAGGCUCUGCCCGGCCGCCGCCACCACCGCCGCCGCUGCCACCAGAGCCCCAGGCGCGCUGAGGUCCCCGCGAUGGGGCUGCUGAGGCUGCCGUUGCUGGCGUGAGAAGGGGCAACAAAGUCGCCCGGCUCUGGGAUCUCCCGCUGCCUGCAUGGAUGUCUUCAGCUUUGUGAAGAUUGCAAAGCUCUCGAGGCACUCUGCUGUUUUAUGAGACAGGCAUUAGUGUCCCCACUUACAGUUAAGGAAACUGAGGCACAGAACAGUUCAGUGGCAUGAGGUCACACAGCUGCCACAGAACGAAGUCUUCAGGCUGGCCACCUCCCUCAGGAACCUGGGGCUUGAACCAGGUGCCACCCUAUGGAUGGGAGAUGAUGACAAACCGAGAUGGGCGAGACUACUUCAUCAAUCACAUGACACAGGCAAUUCCAUUUGAUGACCCUCGGUUAGAAAGCUGCCAAAUCAUCCCUCCAGCUCCCCGGAAGGUGGAGAUGAGGAGAGACCCUGUACUGGGUUUUGGUUUUGUGGCAGGGAGUGAAAAACCAGUGGUCGUUCGCUCAGUAACACCAGGUGGCCCCUCAGAAGGCAAACUGAUCCCAGGAGAUCAGAUUGUAAUGAUUAAUGAUGAGCCAGUAAGUGCUGCACCCAGGGAGCGGGUCAUCGACCUGGUCAGAAGCUGCAAAGAAUCAAUACUCCUCACUGUCAUUCAGCCUUACCCUUCUCCCAAAUCAGCAUUUAUUAGUGCUGCAAAAAAGGCAAGAUUAAAGUCCAAUCCUGUCAAAGUACGAUUCUCUGAGGAGGUAAUCAUCAACGGCCAAGUGUCGGAAACUGUUAAGGACAAUUCACUUCUUUUUAUGCCAAAUGUUUUGAAAGUCUAUCUGGAAAAUGGGCAGACCAAAUCAUUCCGCUUUGACUGCAGCACCUCCAUCAAGGAUGUCAUCUUAACCCUUCAAGAGAAGCUCUCCAUCAAAGGCAUCGAGCACUUCUCCCUCAUGCUGGAGCAGAGGACAGAAGGGGCUGGCACCAAGCUGCUCUUACUUCAUGAACAGGAGACACUUACUCAGGUGACACAGAGGCCCUGUUCCCAUAAGAUGAGGUGUCUUUUCCGAAUUAGCUUUGUCCCAAAGGAUCCAAUUGACCUGUUAAGGAGAGAUCCAGUUGCUUUUGAGUAUCUCUAUGUUCAGAGCUGUAACGAUGUGGUUCAGGAGCGAUUUGGGCCGGAGCUGAAAUACGACAUAGCCCUGCGGCUGGCCGCCUUACAAAUGUACAUCGCAACAGUUACCACCAAGCAGACGCAGAAAAUAUCGCUCAAAUACAUCGAGAAAGAAUGGGGAUUAGAGACUUUUCUUCCCUCUGCUGUGCUGCAAAGCAUGAAAGAGAAGAACAUAAAGAAAGCACUUUCACACCUUGUCAAAGCAAAUCAAAACUUGGUACCACCGGGUAAAAAGCUCUCUGCACUACAAGCCAAGGUUCACUAUCUCAAGUUCCUCAGUGACCUGCGACUGUAUGGGGGCCGUGUGUUCAAGGCAACGUUAGUGCAGGCAGAAAAGCGCUCAGAAGUGACUCUCCUGGUUGGGCCACGGUAUGGCAUAAGCCAUGUCAUAAACACCAAAACCAAUCUGGUGGCACUUUUAGCUGACUUCAGCCAUGUCAACAGGAUCGAAAUGUUUACUGAAGAGGAGAACUUGGUGAGGGUGGAGCUCCAUGUGCUAGAUGUGAAGCCUAUCACACUCCUGAUGGAAUCCUCAGAUGCCAUGAACCUGGCCUGCUUGACAGCUGGAUACUACAGGCUGCUGGUAGAUUCCAGGAGGUCGAUAUUUAACAUGGCCAACAAGAAAAAUGCAGGGACCCAAGACACAGGAGCUGAAAAUAAAGGAAAGCCUAACCUCCUUGGCCCAGAUUGGAACUGUAUGCCUCAAAUGACCACCUUCAUUGGCGAAGGGGAACAAGAAGCUCAGAUAACAUAUAUAGACUCAAAACAGAAGACAGUUGAGAUUACAGACAGCACCAUGUGUCCAAAGGACCACCGGCACUUGUAUAUAGACAACACCUAUAAUCCAGAUGAACUUAACCAGCAGUUGACCCAGCCUGGUGAUGCUCCCUGUGAGGCAGACUACAGAAGUCUAGCCCAGAGGUCCCUGAUGUCCCUCUCAGGACCAGAAACUUUAAAGAAAGCACAGGAAUCUCCGAGAGGAGCUAAAGUGUCCUUUAUUUUUGGAGAUCUUGCCUUGGAUGAUGGUAUGAGUCCCCCAACUCUUGGCUAUGAGAGACUGUUAGAUGAGAGUCCAGAAAUGCUGGAGAAGCAGAAGAAUCUCUACAUCAGCAGUGCCAAUGACAUGAAGAACCUGGAUCUCGCUCCAGACACAGAGAGCAUCCAGUUUGUGGCAAAUUCUGUUUAUGCAAACAUAGGUGAUGUGAAAAAUUUUGAGGCCCCUGAGGGGAUAGAGGAGCCCCUCUUGCAUGACAUCUGUUAUGCAGAAAACACUGAUGAUGCAGAGGACGAGGAUGAGGUAAGCUGUGAGGAGGACCUUGUGGUGGGCGAGAUGAACCAGCCAGCCAUCCUCAACAUGUCUGGGUCAAGUGAUGACAUCAUUGACCUCACGUCCCUGCCUCCUCCGGAAGGUGAUGACAAUGAGGAUGACUUCCUGUUACGUUCCUUGAACAUGGCCAUUGCUGCACCCCCACCUGGCUUUAGAGACAGUUCUGAUGAGGAGGACACUCAGAGCCAGGCAACGUCCUUCCGUGAAGACAAGGAGCAAAGCAGCAGCCUGCAAAACGAUGAGAUCCCCGUGUCCCUCAUCGAUGCUGUGCCCACUAGUGCUGAGGGAAAGUGUGAGAAGGGAUUGGAUAAUGCUGUCGUUUCCACGCUGGAAGCUCUAGAAGCUCUAUCUGUUUCAGAAGAACAGCAGACCAGUGACAAUUCAGGUGUAGCCAUCUUGCGGGCUUAUAGUCCUGAGUCUUCGUCAGACUCAGGCAAUGAAACUAAUUCUUCUGAAAUGACUGAGAGUUCUGAACUGGCCGCAGCACAAAAGCAGUCAGAGAGCCUCUCCCGCAUGUUCUUGGCCACUCAUGAAGGCUACCACCCCCUCGCAGAAGAGCAGACAGAGUUUCCCACCUCCAAAGCUCCUGCAGGGGCCUUGCCUCCAAAGUCCUCCCACAGCCUGGCUGCUCGCCCAGUGACCGACCUUCCGUCCAAAGUUGUGCCUUCCAAGCAGAUACUUCACUCGGACCACAUGGAGAUGGAGCCUGAAACCAUGGAGACCAAGUCGGUCACUGACUAUUUUAGUAAACUGCACAUGGGGUCGGUGGUAUAUUCAUGCACCAGCAAAAGGAAAAGCAAGCUGGCUGAGGGGGAGGGGAAAGUCCCCACAAGUGGAAACAUGCCAGGAAAAAAACAGCAGGGAACCAAAAUGACAGAGAUGGAAGAGGACGCCAAAGGGAAAUUUGGUACUGUGUCUUCGAGGGACAGUCAACACCUCAGCACUUUUAAUCUAGAGAGAACUGCCUUUCGCAAGGACAGCCAAAGAUGGUAUGUGGCUACUGAAGGUGGGGUCACAGAGAAAGGUGGACUGGAAGCAGCAGCUGGGCAAGCCUUUCCCAGAGCUUCUGGUCUUGGGGCAAGGGAGGCCGAAGGGAAAGAGGAAGGGGCUCUUGAUGGAGAAGUGAAUGAUGUUUCAGGACUUGGUCAAGGGGACCGCUUCUUAACAGAUGUGGCCUGUGUGUCUUCAGCCAAAGACUUAGAUAACCCAGAGGAUGCUGACUCACCCACCUGUGACCAUUCCUCCAAGCUUCCAGAGGCGGAAGAGGGUGUGGCCCGCCUUUGUGAUUACCACUUGGCCAAGCGGAUGUCAUCCCUGCAGAGUGAGGGCCAUUUUUCUCUACAGAGCUCUCAAGGCUCUUCAGUGGACACAGGCUGUGGUCCAGGCAGCAGCGGCAGUGCCUGUGCCACUCCUGUGGAGUCGCCCCUCUGCCCCUCCAUGGGAAAGCACUUGAUUCCAGAUGCUUCUGGGAAAGGCGUGAGUUAUAUUCCUUCAGAGGAGAGAGCCACUGGCCUUCCCAACCAUGGAGCCAACUUUAAGGAACUGCACCCACAGGCAGAAGGGAUGUGUCCGCGGAUGACAGUGCCUGCUCUGCACACAGCCAUUAAUGCCGAUCCCUUGUUUGGCACUUUGAGAGAUGGAUGCCAUCGGCUCCCCAAAAUUAAGGAAACCACAGCUUUGACAGAGCCUGGGAAGGAGAGACAAGGAGGCAUGCCUUCAGCUUGGUCUCAACAUCCUGAAGUUGAUCCCAUCCUGCUACCAUCAAACAUUCACUCGGAAUCAAAGGUGCCAAUUCCAAAUCAAGAUCCUAAUGAUUUCUCCCAAGCAAAUCAGGCAUACGGAGAGUCUGUGAGCUGGCGGCCACCGGAUCUGAGAGGGGGGAGCCUCAGGACACCCCCCAGCCAGAGGGCUCUCAGGCAUAGCAGCAGUAUCCUCUCAGGAUCCAUAGCAUUGGAGACCUUCCGAGAGAGAACCAAGGGUGCAGUCAGCUUGAAGUAUCCAGGUAUCACAGAAGCACAGGAGGCCGGUUCAGAAAGGCGAGCAGAACUCCCUCUGGGGAAGAAGCUCACCAAGAGUUUUUCCCAAAGCUCAAUGCACUUUAGCCCUGAGGGGAAGUGUCACAAAAGGUCCCCAGUGGUUCACAAAGACUCAAAGCAGUAUAGGACAUUACCCUUGCGGAAGAUAGAGGGCAGCAGUUGGAGGUGCCGAGGACCUUUCAGCUACUGUUUCCUUAACCGAGGGCAGGAUGAAGAUGGUGAUGAAGAAGAAGAGGAGGGAGAGGCCACCCUUCGGGUCUCUUGCCUCUAUCCACCCCAGAUGACUCACGCCAUGCCAGAACCAACCAGUCCAUCCCUGGCUGUUGGGAUUUGGAAGAAAGGAGGGGAGCUAACCAGAGGGUCAGUGCUGAAAGUCUGGUCAGAAGACCUGAAUGGCCCAGAUGACUUGGACUUCAGCAAUCUGGCUUUUGAUGCCCGGAUUGCAAGAAUAAGUGCACUAAAGGAGAGCACAUACACAAUGCCUGAUGGGUUCCUUGCAGCCCAAAAUGAUGCCAAUGAGCUGCUUUGCCUUGUCAGGGCAACUAAGGGGAAGAGAGAGGAGUCACGCCCUGAAACAUAUGACCUUACACUUUCUCAGUACAAGCAACUGUUAUCCAUCGAGUCCAGACAGUUGGGAAGUGCCUGUAGGAAAAUGGCGAUGGCCGAGAAAAGUCCAGAGGAGAUGCUUCUAGCUAUGACUUCCAGCUUUCAAGUGCUCUGUUGCCUAACAGAAGCUUGCAUGCGAUUAGUUAAAGUCGUGAACUCAGAAACACAGCGGCAGGAAAUUGUAGCAAAGAUCGAUGAAGUGGUCAUAAACUACAUAUGUCUCCUGAAAGCUGCAGAGGCAGCCACUGGAAAGACCACUGGGGAUCCUAAUAUUGGACUCUCAACACGACAUUCAACCACCAUGGCCGCUCUAGUAAGCACACUAACACGUUCUCUCAAGAUGCUUUUAAAUAAAUAAAUAAAUAAAUAAAUAAAUAUGAAAGUCACGUCAUAAUCUACCUUUGCAAAGCCAUACAUGAACUUUUAUUUACUUUAUGUGUACGAUGAACAGAUGUCUCCUUUCUUCUCUCUGUAUAUUUUGUUAUUUUAUAUAAAAUAGGAGAUAAAAGUUACAUUGAUGAAAUGUUGAAACGUCCUUAUCAAAUGUAUUCUGUUUAUAUUAUACAUAUAUAUAUACACAUGUAAAAGAAAUAUACGAGAAAGUGAUGACAUUUGGCUAUUUUUCAUAUAGCCAAAACUCCAGGUAUAUGAUGUGAAAUUUUAAAUUCUACCAUGUUAGAACAAAACAAGAAUCCUAUCCCCUCUCUUUCCAAGCAGAUACUUGGAGACCAUAUCAUUCAUAUUUAGAAGUAAAAACCAAAAGCAAAAAUAGAAAAGAAAUCACAAUGUAUAUAAACAGUACUUAUGUUUUAAAAUUAUGAUUUUUAAGCAUUGGAAAUAGCGAAAAGACAUUUAAAAUUCGAGAAGCUAUUAUAAAUUACUAUAGAAUAUAUAUAAUAAAUUAAUUUUUUGCUCAUAGUGUUUGGUUAUUGGAUGCUUUCUUCCAACAAUCCCACAUAUUUAAUUUUGGUUUAUGCUAUUUGGGCUGCAGAUGGGGGGGGUGGAUACUGCUGUGUCAACACAAAUGCUCUUCACAGUGCUUCUAGAAUUUAAAAAAAAAAUCCCAUAUAGAAGGACAGAGAAAAUGAUGGGCAUGUUCCUAGGUAGAAUUAUGGAUUAUCUAAUUGCACAAAAUGAAUGGAAUCAAUAAUGCCAAAAUUGAAUACUGUAGUGAAUAACAAGUUCUGCUUUGACUAAAUGUCAAAAUACAUAAACCAAAGACUAUCUUCCCCUCACCCUGAUUCAUCCAUGAAGCUCAAAAUUUUAUUUAGAGUCACAGGUCAUUUGGUAAAGUAUUUGCAAAAUUACAAAAAAAAAUGGUCAUGAAAAGUAAGCACAGACUCAGUAAUGUAAACCAGACCACACAGUAGCGCCUGUGAGUGAGACACAUUUCAGCUCUCAGCAAGACUGUGCACAGCACCUCCUCUACAGGGGUCAAGAUUGCCAAUCAGCCUAAUACCAGGACAGAAUUUCAAAUCUGGAAUGCUCCAGAAAACCCAGGAGAGAUGGCUACUCUAAUAGUAGAAGCCAUGAUUAAAUAAAUAGUAUUUAUUAAGUACAUACUUAUCUGGUAUUUGUCUAACAUGCACAAGGCCCUGGGUUCAAUCCCCAGCACCAAAAAAAGAAAAAAAAAAGUAUUUAAUCUGGAUUGGCUGAUAGAAAUAAGAAAUCUGAAAGCAAAAAAAAAAAAAA
Molecule: messenger RNA, 7427 nt
Organism: Ictidomys tridecemlineatus (thirteen-lined ground squirrel)
Lineage: Eukaryota; Metazoa; Chordata; Mammalia; Rodentia; Sciuridae
Gene: Frmpd4
Product: FERM and PDZ domain containing 4
Cellular component (GO): cytoskeleton; dendritic spine
Molecular function (GO): phosphatidylinositol-4,5-bisphosphate binding; protein binding
Source: RefSeq, a predicted model, not a curated record